Lasiosphaeria miniovina is the source of this 1269-nucleotide messenger RNA. RefSeq lists its product as uncharacterized. The transcript has a single exon. Gene Ontology annotation, cellular component: mitochondrion. NCBI's taxonomy places the organism in Eukaryota, Fungi, Ascomycota, Sordariomycetes, Sordariales, Lasiosphaeriaceae. Bases 1 to 1269 code for a protein of 422 amino acids. Gene Ontology annotation, molecular function: trans-2-enoyl-CoA reductase (NADPH) activity. The record is from RefSeq and is a predicted model, not a curated record. Gene Ontology annotation, biological process: fatty acid metabolic process.
AUGCUCAGCCUGCGGACAUCACCCCGGCGCAUCCUCUCCCUCAUUCCCCGCUCACCACCAGCCACCACCACACCAAUAACCCAUCAGCAGCGCCGGCACAAAUCUGGGCCGUACGGCUAUACGCAAGCGAAAGCGCUCGUAUUCUCCACCUUCGGCGAGCCGCGCGACGUACUUCGACUACACACGCACUCGAUCUCGCCAUCUCUCCCUCCAGGAGUGGCCGUGAUCCGCGCGCUGGCGGCGCCCGUCAACCCGGCCGACGUCAACACGGUGCAGGGCACGUAUGGGUCCAAGCCGGAUUUUUCGCGCGGGCAGCUGGCGCUGGGCACAGCGGAGCCGGCGGCGGUGCCGGGCAACGAGGGGUGCUUCGAGGUUGUCUCUGUAUCUAGUGGUGUCAAGUUGCGCCGCGGCGACUGGGUGAUCCCUGCGGGCAGCGGGUUCGGCACGUUCCGCACGCACGCGCUGGUCGAGAAUGCGGAUGCCGCGCUGUUGCGGGUCGGCGGCGACAAAGGGCACGAGGGGCUCACGGCGGCGCAGGUGGCCACGGUGAGCGUCAACCCGUGCAGCGCGUGGCGCAUGCUGCGCGACUACGUGGACCUGAUCGGGCUGUCGGUGGCGAGCUUCUCGCGGGGCGAGGACGGCGGCGGGGCAUGGUUCAUCCAGAACGGCGCCAACAGCGGGGUGGGGCGGGCGGCGGUGCAGCUGGGGCGGCUGUGGGGGCUGCGCAGCAUCAACGUGGUGCGGGAGCGAUCAACGGCCGAGGAGACGGCGGCGCUCAAGGCAGAGCUUGCGGCGCUGGGGGCGACGGUGGUGGUGACCGAGGCCGAGUUCCUAGACCGGGCGUUUGGGGCGCGACUGCGCGACGAGUGGACGCGGGGCGGCCGCGACCCCGUCAUGCUGGGGCUCAACUGCGUGGGCGGCAAGUCGGCGGCGGCGGUGGUGCGCAGCCUCAGCGCGCGCGGUACCAUGGUGACGUACGGCGGCAUGUCGCGGCAGAGCUUCCCGUUCCCGGCGGGCCCGCAGAUCUUCAAGCGCCUGCGCUUCGAGGGCUUCUGGCUGAGCGAGUGGAACCGCGAGAACACCGCUGAGAAGCGCAAGACGGUCGACGCCAUCAUCGAGCUCAUGCGCGACGGCAAGUUCCAGAUGGCCCCCGUCCAGGAAGUCCGCUGGGACUGGGACACGGAGGAGCAGGUCCUCAAGGAUGCCGUCCAGGGCACUCUCGAGGGCUUCCGCAGCGGCAAGGGCCUGUUUACGUUUGGCGAUACAUAG